GAAACUUUUCUAGAUGGCGCACGAGUUUGUUUAUGGUUACUUGGAAGUGUAAUCGACAAAUGCUAUGAGAGAACCGUUUUGUUUGAACGUGGCUACCACCUGACGCCGAAGAAAACUUCAUCGUUGACAUGGAAAAGCUGGCGAAGCCGCAGAUAAUCUGCCAUAUCGAGAAAUCGGUGGAUUACUCGCCGUUCGAUGCCAAAUGGAUACCGUGCAGUGCAAAGUUCGUGGUUAUGGGCUCGCGGCCGCGGGGUACCGGUAUCAUACAGAUCUACGAGGUGUCCGGCGGUGAAUUGAAGCUUGUCAAGAAUAUAGAGAGGUCCAGCCAAAUGAAAUGUGGCACUUUCAAGGCUUCCAGUCUCCGGGACCGAUACUUAGCUACCGGUGAUUUCAAGGGUACACUGAAUAUCUACAAUUUGGAGGACGCUUCGAUACCGAUUUACACGGCUAGCGCGCAUACGCAGAUCAUAAAUGCCAUCGACGGAGUGGCAGGUACCAGUGUGGGAUGCGGUGCGCCCGAGUUGGUAACCGGAUCCAGAGAUGGAAGCGUAAAAGUGUGGGAUCCCAGACAGAAGAACCGACCAGUCGCCGUAAUGGAACCUAAGGAGGGGGAGACUCGGCGAGAUUGUUGGUCAGUGGCGUUCGGCAACUCUUACAAUUCUGAGGAGAGAGUAGUCGCUGCGGGAUACGACAAUGGUGAUCUGAAAAUGUUUGACCUGCGGGCGAUGUCGGUGAGGUGGGAGAGCAAUUUGAAAAAUGGAGUUUGCAGCCUCGAAUUUGACAGAAGAGACAUCCCGAUGAACAAACUGGUUGCAACGACACUCGAGUCCAAGUUUUAUCUGUUCGACUUGAAGACUCAGCAUCCCAAAAAGGGCUUUGCGUAUCUGGUUGAAAAGGCACACAAGUCGACGAUAUGGCUAGUCAAGCACUUGCCGCAAAAUCGUGAAUUAUUCGUGACCAGUGGCGGCGAGGGAAUAAUUUCUCUCUGGAAAUAUAAUUAUCCUGAAAAAAGGAAAACCACAGACGCUGAUGGAAUCGAGCAAGGUGUCGUCGGUAAUGUCAGCCUGCUGCAGAAUUGCACGCUUUCAACGCAGCCCAUUAGUUCCCUAGAUUGGAGUCCGGACAAGCAAGGGCUCGCAGUGUGCACGUCGUUUGAUCAAUGUGUACGCGUUAUCAUCACCACAAAACUGAACACAUAUUGAUUAAGUACCAGAAAGCUCUUGUAAAUACAUGUACCAUAACAAAGUUCUCGAAAAUGUCAUAAACUCUGUUUUAAGAUUUUUGUUAUACACGUAAGUUAACUAGUAAAAUUCUUGAUUCGCUUUACGUUGCUUCACAUAAUGAAAAUCGAAUAAAAAUGGAGUGCAUAAAGAGGAAAA
Ooceraea biroi (clonal raider ant) is the source of this 1379-nucleotide messenger RNA. It is a transcript of the gene Wdr92, whose product is annotated as dynein axonemal assembly factor 10. The record is from RefSeq and is a predicted model, not a curated record. NCBI's taxonomy places the organism in Eukaryota, Metazoa, Arthropoda, Insecta, Hymenoptera, Formicidae. Gene Ontology annotation, molecular function: protein binding.